UACAAAGAUCGUGUCUAUUUAAGGCAUAUUAAUUAUAUAUGCAGGUUUUGUUGAUGAAUUAUGUAAUUAUUGAGUGUGGAAUGGUGUUAUUACGAUGUUCCGGUGGGGUAAUGAAUGAGUAGAGUAUAUUUGUAACGAAAAUCAACUUCAACACCACAAUAUCCGAUAGCUCAUUGAUAUUAUGUGAAUUUGAAAUUAUUGGAUCCUCCCCUGGUUUUCUGUCUAACACAACAGGUACAGUAAGUGCACUGUGCUCUAGUUUUAAAUAACUUGAAACAAUUGAUUCGUCUGUUUAAAUAUCUGUACGCCUUAUAUUAUGUGACAUAGAUCAUUUUACAGUGUUUGUAACUAAGGGUAGAACUUACAAAUGGAUGGGGAAAUUGGGGAUUCGCAUUACAAUAGCAAUUUAUCGCUCAUCUUUAAACAAUGCUAACAAAUAUAGAAAUACACAUCCAUUGUUAGACAACAUUUAGUUGGUUGAAGUUUAAAUUCAUAAUUGUUAAGAGUACUGAAAAUUAAAAUAUAUUCUGACUCGGGGCCCCUGAGGUAUGCAGUUUGUUAAAUAUCUAGCCGGGUUUGUACUGUUUUCAAUAUCUAGCCAGGUUUGGCCGACAGACAGGUAAAACUCGGUACACAGUAUGAAGAAGGUCAAAGAAAAUUCUUAUUAUGGAACCUGAAGAGAAAACCCAAGGUCAACAUGUUGUCGAAUGUAACAUUUGCGAACAACCAGUCUCGUUCUUCUGCAGACGAUGUGUGGUCAAUCUCUGCGACCCUUGUGUCCCGGUACAUCUCCGAAUCAAGUCCAAGACCGGACAUGACGUUGUGGAUUACGCCAGUAGAGAUGAUGUUCACACACCUACGUGCGAUUUUCAUCCACUGAACGAGUGUUCGUUGUACUGCCAGACGUGUGAUGUCCCGAUCUGCCUGGUCUGUGUUUCCAUCAAACACAAAUCGCACGAAAUGUCCGAGCUUUCUGAGCAAAUUGAAGAACUGAUGAAAACCAUCAUGAAAGAAAACGAUCGACUUCAAAAAUAUAAGUGUGACAUUGAAAAACGUCUAGAUCACACGACAGAGAGAUUGCCUUUACUAUCUAAAAUUUACCAAGAGAAGAAGGAUGAAGUGACGUCACGAGGAGAGGUGUGGCACAGACAGAUAGAGAAAACCGUGAAGACGCUCCACCAGGAACUGGACGACAUGCAAAAGAAACACGAAUCACUGCUCCAGAAACAGAAACGAGAAUUGAAAGAGAUUUUAGGAAAAGUUGAUGAAAUAAACACCACGACAAUGAAACUGAAAAAUUCACAGAAUGUACUAGAAAUGAAGAAAUGCAUAUCAUUAAUUCAAAAUCAAGCCACUCCCUCGGAGAUUACACAUUACUCGUUUCCAGUGUUUUGUAAAUGCAAAAUUGACGACAACUAUUUGAAAUCAUAUUUCGGGUACAUUGAGAAUAUACAAGAAAAAAAGAUUUCUCUGCGGACAUCGAUAUCUGAAGACGCUGUGAUUUCGAACCACAAAAUAUUAGAGAUGCCGAAAGUUAUCACAGCUAUAGACACAGGGUUUCCUGCUUGUGAAAAUAACAGUCGUCUAUACGAUAUUACUGUUAUCGAUGAUAACAGAGUGUGGAUGGGAGGAGCAAGUUACGAACUCAAGUUGUUUGAUUUCCAGGGAAACCUCCACGACACGGUCUCCAUCACAACACAGGGCUUGUUUUUGACUGUAUACAACAAACACGUGAUUUACACAGUAUCGGGCAGCAGUACUGUGUGUAGAGUAGCUGACGAUAAAAGGAUUCAGACGAUGUUUACAACCGCGGAAUGGAGGCCAUUCGGUAUCACAAGCACCGCGUCAGAUGACAUACUAGUCUGUCUCCGUAAAGACGACCAGUACAAAGUCGUGCGAUACAGCCGUACCGGUACCGUACUCCAAGAAAUCCAGUACGACUUACAGGGCCAGCCUCUGUACCGAGAUGCAACUUACAUCGCUGAGAAUGUUAACGGGGACAUCAUUGUAACAGACUGGACGAAAAAUGCUGUGAUUGCUGUCGAUAGAUUAGGAAUAUUUCUGUUUUCUUACUCUGGGAGGGACAAGCCAUUUUUCGCAUGCGCCGUCACUACUGAUCCUGCCGGUCACGUUAUCGUUACUGACUUUAAAGGUGACAAGAUUCACAUGCUGGACAAGGACGGGCGAUUCCUGAGGUACAUCAUUCCAGAUCUAGGGAUUAAAUUCCCACGCGGCGUGUGCAUUGUCGGGGACGGGGAAAUUUUUGUUGGGGAAACCUUGAACGGUGUAGCUAAAAGAAUAAAAUAUUUCGAGGAAAGAACAGAAUGAAUUGCAUGGUGUUUCGCAUAAAAUGUUUUGUUAUGCAAUAAAUUGUGUAAAUUAA
Messenger RNA from Ostrea edulis (European flat oyster), 2383 nucleotides. RefSeq lists its product as uncharacterized. Gene Ontology annotation, cellular component: chromatin; nucleoplasm. Lineage: Eukaryota; Metazoa; Mollusca; Bivalvia; Ostreida; Ostreidae. The record is from RefSeq and is a predicted model, not a curated record. Gene Ontology annotation, molecular function: zinc ion binding; ubiquitin-protein transferase activity. The coding region runs from base 667 to 2328 and encodes 553 amino acids. The transcript has 2 exons. Gene Ontology annotation, biological process: positive regulation of DNA-templated transcription.